Messenger RNA from Miscanthus lutarioriparius, 714 nucleotides. Lineage: Eukaryota; Viridiplantae; Streptophyta; Magnoliopsida; Poales; Poaceae. The record is from the annotation of a GenBank genome assembly.
AUGCCGUCGUGGCGCUGGAAGCUCCGGUCCGUGGUGCCGCCCGAGGGCGUGGUGGCGACGCACAUCCGGGGAGCCUGUGCCGCUGUCGCGCCGGGUGGUGGCGGCGUUCCUGCUCAUGACCGUCGCCGACUUCAGCGACCAAAAGCCUGGGCUUUGGGUCAGCGCCAUGUCAGGCUGGCGGCGCUCUACGGCCUCAUCACCCGGGACGAGCAGCUGAUCGCCAUGCAGAUGCAGGGGGCUGGCCACCAUCACCACGAUGAUGACAUGGUUGUGGGCGAGCUGGUGGUCCCGGCGGUGUUCGAGCGGUGCAGCCGGGUGCUGGACCCCGGGGAGCAGAAGGUGCCGAGGGACCUCUACUGGGAAGCCAUCACUACCACCAGGAGCAGCAAGGACAACAGGAAGGACACGGAGGCGCUGCUGCGGGAGAGCAUCGCGAUGAACCCCUUAGUGGGGGAGCCGCACCUGGUGCUGGCGCAGCUGCUCCUCAACGACGGCAGGUACGCGAAGGCGGAGGCGGCGGCGGCGGCGGGGCGCGGGGUGCGGCUGCUGCUCCAGUGGGGGAGUAGCUGGGACAAGCGCAUGUCGUGGGAGGGGUGGGUGUCGUGGGGACGGCUCAUGGGGGACAAGGCUCGCCACCGCCGUGGCACCUGGCCGCGCACCGCCUGGGGCAUCAUCAACCUCGGACUCGUCGAAGGCGUCGCCAACCGCAACUGA